AUGGACCCGCUGCUUUUCCAGGGAGACAGGGAUAUUGAUCCAGAGGGUCUCUGUCCACCUCCUGCGUGGACGAUGCUCAACAGCGACAUGUAUUCCAACAAAGUCGGGGCCUACAUCCCAAAGUCCCUGGUUUCAUGGGAGUAUGUCAUGUGGGAUGCAGAGACCCUCCGGAAGAUGCGCGCAGAUAGAGCCGUCAUCCUCGCGGCCGGCCACGGACUGCAGUGA
Molecule: messenger RNA, 225 nt
Organism: Penicillium argentinense
Lineage: Eukaryota; Fungi; Ascomycota; Eurotiomycetes; Eurotiales; Aspergillaceae
Exons: 1
Coding region: 1-225 (74 amino acids)
Source: RefSeq, a predicted model, not a curated record